This is a messenger RNA of Oldenlandia corymbosa var. corymbosa, 2324 nucleotides long. The record is from the annotation of a GenBank genome assembly. Lineage: Eukaryota; Viridiplantae; Streptophyta; Magnoliopsida; Gentianales; Rubiaceae.
GAAUAACAGAAUAUUCUUUGUCCAACCUCGUAUGGCUGUCCAUCUGGAGUAUUUCACAGUCAAUCGACGGCUCUCACACAGCCACCCAACCUCUCCCAACAUUUAAAAAAAAAAAAAAACAGAAAAUGGGAAAUAAUUUGGUUUAUUAAACCGGAGUAGAAAAUACUGUUGAAGCUUAGAGUUUCACAAAAGAAGCGCCAAGGAAUUUGGAUCGAAUGCUCAGAAUUGGUUUCCAUCCAUCCCCAGUUAUCAUCCCCAAUUCCAAAAAAUCCAAUCCUAAUUAUUAUAACUGCAUACAUUUUGUAAGGCCAUCCUCAUUUCUUCCUCUUCGUUCCGGGUGGCGUUUCGUCCCAACUCGCUGUUCCUCCUUACCAGAAAUCCCUCUUCCCGUGAAGGUAGUUGGCAUCGAUUCAGUUAUGGAUCGGCUAUCUGGUUCUGCACGCCUUAUGAUAGUCUCAGAUCUUGAUCACACAAUGGUUGAUCAUCACGAUACUGAGAAUAUGUCUCUGCUUAGGUUUAAUGCUCUGUGGGAAGCCAAUUUUCGAGAUAAUUCCCUACUAGUAUUCUCUACUGGGAGGUCUCCUACAUUGUACAAAGAGUUGAGGAAAGAGAAGCCCAUGCUGACCCCAGAUAUUACUAUUAUGUCUGUUGGAACAGAAAUUACCUAUGGUAAUAACAUGGUGCCUGAUGAUGGUUGGGUUGAAUUCUUAAACCAGAAAUGGGAUAGAAAGAUAGUCACCGAAGAGACUAGCAAGUUUUCUGAGUUAACUCUUCAGUCAGAAACGGAGCAGCGGCCACAUAAAGUCAGCUUUUAUGUUCCAAAAGACAAAGCUCAAGAUAUAAUGAAAUCUCUUGCUGCACGGUUGGAAGGACGUGGGUUGGAUGCUAAAAUAAUUUAUAGUGGAGGGAUGGACUUGGAUAUCUUACCGCAAGGUGCUGGCAAAGGGCAAGCGCUUGCAUAUUUGCUCAAGAAAUUUAAGGCUGAGUCCAAAUUACCAAACAACACCCUUGUUUGUGGAGACUCCGGAAAUGAUGCUGAACUAUUUAGCAUUCCAGAUGUAUAUGGUGUCAUGGUCAGUAAUGCCCAGGAAGAACUGUUGCAAUGGCAUGCUGCAAAUGCUAAAGAUAAUCCCAAAAUCAUUCAUGCAACAGAGAGGUGUGCAGCUGGUAUUAUACAAGCAAUUGGCCAUUUUAAACUCGGUCCAAGUGUGUCUCCGAGGGAUGUCUCAGACUUGUCUGAUUCUCAUCUGGAGAAGUUUGAUCCUGCGUAUGAGGUUGUAAAGUUUAAUUUGUUUGUCGAGAAAUGGAGACGUGCAGAAGUCGAGAAGUCUGAGCUUUAUUUAGCAAAUAUGAGGGUCGUCUGUAGUCCGUCUGGUGUCUUUGUUCAUCCUUCGGGUGUUGAGAAAUCUCUUGGUGACUGUGUGGAUGCACUAAGAAACUGCUAUGGGGACCAACAGGGGAAAAGUUACAGGGUGUGGGUGGAUCAAGUUCUACCCACACAGGUCGGAUCAGACUCAUGGCUUGUGAAGUACAAGAAGUGGGAGUUAUCCGGUGGGUUUUCUUUGCCUAAGAAUGGUCUCUUCAUGUGCGUAUAUUUUUUCUGAGUUAUUUAUCUUCGUAUUCCUGGCCAUAUCUGUGCAAAUGUAGUUCUGAGAUUUCAUGGUGAAUGCGUGAUGAACAGAAGAAAGUAGGGUGACAAUUUUAUCGACUUUAUCUGAUGCCGACAUCAAAUGUCAUUCCAAUGUAUACCCUCUUCCAUUCCAUCUACUGACUUGAGUGUUACAUGCAGGUGAAAAGCAGAGGUGUUGCUUGACAACAGUUUUAUUGAGUUCAAAGGUGAGAUUCUGGUGUUUGCUUUGAAAAGAGAUGAUGCGCUUAGACUGCAUGAUUAGUAAUGCAGAGUGUUAUUUUUUGAAUCCAGGGCGUGACUGUAGCAGAAGGCCUCACCUGGGUGCAUGUCCACCAGACAUGGUUUGCUGGAGCUGGGUCCACUGAUGAUUCAACCUGGCUGUUCUAGAUCCACGCUGAUAACAGGAAUUUGAUGUUUAUCUAAUACCUCUCCAUUGCCAGGACGAAUUUCAAAUCAUUUUGUAUUUACUUUUGUAAUUUUUAGCAGAGAGAUCACGGGAUUCAUCACAUGACAUAUUAAUCCCGAAGCAUAUGCAGAUGAACAAUUAGCUGCGUUAAUUAUCUUUUUUUUCAUAAGGAUCUUGAUGUUGGCAAAUGUUAUAACAUAUGAGACAAGGAUGCAGUGAGCUGACAAAUAAACCAAAUGUUAAACACUUUAACCAUUUUUCGUCCUGCGUUAUUGGUAAAGACAUGGC